Rhincodon typus (whale shark) is the source of this 2201-nucleotide messenger RNA. RefSeq names its product abhydrolase domain containing 11 (gene abhd11). The record is from RefSeq and is a predicted model, not a curated record. The transcript has 7 exons. Gene Ontology annotation, cellular component: mitochondrion. Lineage: Eukaryota; Metazoa; Chordata; Chondrichthyes; Orectolobiformes; Rhincodontidae. The coding region runs from base 1 to 1470 and encodes 489 amino acids.
AUGACAUACAAUGUUCAGGUAGGUGAGACAGUCCUGAACAAACAUGUGGAUCACCUGAAAGCUGCUACCUCGCAAAUGGGUCAGGAGCAAAACAUAACUGGCCCCUCAGAACAGCCAGAAGGCCUGUUAGAAACCGUAGGUUCACCCCCUCCUUCGAGUGUCGAGGAAGGCUCAGAGUGCAAGAUGAAUAUAACCUCAAAACCAUUACCACCGCAAGAAGAGGAGGAAAUUUUCCUGAGACGCUCCAGAUGCAAGAUGCGAGCUACAGACCAGUACACACCGCUCAUGUCCGAGUUGAGUCAGGAACCAGACCUGGGGCAAACAUGUCCCAGGAGAAGCUACCAGAGGAAGACCAGGCCUACAUCCCCAGAUUUGGGGAAAUGGUCAGAAGAUCCACACCCACAGCAAUGUCCUCGAAAUGAUCCUGGUACACAGGCCUGUCCUGGAACAGUGGAUGAUGCAGGCGCAGAUUCCUCACCUCACCGACAGGGAGCGCAGUGGGAACGCGGUGACGUCAUCACUACGCGCCGGUUGACCCUGGUAACGGCUUAUGGUUGUGCAAUGCGCGCCCUGUUGUUGAAAAAUGGUGGUUGGGCCGGGUCGCUAGGGAGAUGUCUCCCGGUCCGGGCUCCGGCCCUUGGCCGGUUCAUACAGGACACCACGCUGAAACCAAUGGACCUUGCCCAUGAUGUAAUACAUGGCAGAAAUACAGAAACUCCGUUGGUCUUCCUUCAUGGACUCUUUGGCAAUAAAUCAAACUUUCAUUCAAUAGCGAAGGCAUUGUCUAAGCGGACAGGCAGAAUGGUGGUGACAGUGGAUAACCGUAACCAUGGCGAUAGCGGACACAAUCCAGUGAUGACUUACGAAGCAAUGAGCUUUGAUUUUCAGAAUUUGUUCAACAUUUUACAGUUUCCAAAGUGUAUUAUGAUUGGCCAUAGCAUGGGUGGCAAAAUUGCAAUGACGACAGCACUGCUAAAGCCAGAACUGAUCGAAAAGCUUGUUGUAGUGGACGUCACUCCCGGGCAGACCACCUCGCGUACACCUUUCUUAAAAUAUAUUGCUGCCAUGAGGGCAGUAACUGUGGUUAAUGACUUGCCAAGGUCCGCUGCACGAAAACAAGCUGAGCAACAGCUCCAACCAUACAUCAAGGAUAAUAACAUAAGACAAUUUCUCUUGACUAAUCUGGUGCAACGUGAUGGUCGAUAUGUUUGGAGAGUUAAUCUGGAGGCUAUUGCAAACCAAAUGGAUUGUCUUCUGAACUUCCCCAAGUUCAGUAGUCCUUACACUGCCCCAACACUCUUUCUGGGUGGGGGUAAUUCUCCCUACAUCAGUGACAAGGAUUAUCCCGAGAUCAAGCGGUUAUUUCCAAAUUCUGUUGUUGAACAUGUUCCUGGAGCUGGCCAUUGGGUCCAUGCUGAGAAACCACAUGACUUUAUAAAUGCCAUCUGUGCAUUCCUGGAAACCAGUUAGCAAUGGAUAGUGGACUAAAUAGGAACACCCUGCAGAGAGGUUCACUACUUGGACUCUGCUAAUUGCUUCUAUGGUGUUCAUUAAGUUCUACAGUUCAUUUUGUGAGAUGUACAUUUGAGGUCAAUCAACUGAGCACAAAUUGGUGACUCAAUGCCACACUAUAUUUUAAGUACAAUAAUAAGAAACAUGUUGGAACUUAGUACAUUUUAACAAGUUUCUGAACGCUAGAAGCAGAUAAGGGCUGAGACUUGACAUAAAGAAUUUUAUAUCCGUACAAUAAAUACACUGGGGUAGAAUUGGAGAAAUUCAUUUGCUCUAAUCAGGUACUGAUGAGUGCUGCAAGAUGCAGGCCAUUUACAUGACUCCAGGGAAUCGAUGUGAGUGUGUGGCAUAUUUAUUUCCUAUUCAGUUUGAAUCUGGGAUGUAUUGGACAAGUGUUGUGAGGACAGAGUAAAGCAUUACCUGCUGCAGUUUAUUGUCUGUCAUCUGCUGAUGUUUUCAGUAUUCUGUUUCUAAAUGAUGUUUUGCAAAAUCCAAUCAUAGAUUGUAUUAAAGCCCAUAGACCUGAAUUUGUAUAAGCUCUAUCAUUAAUGCACUAGCUAUAAAAUUCCCUUAAAUCUUGAUUUCAUGGAUUGGUCUGCAGAACUGUCUGUCCCAGGCUGGGGCUAGCCUAUGUAUGUCAGGAGUAUUGGCUGUAUUUUGGUGUUCAAUAAUAAACAUGUUCCUUUCCA